GUUAUCUGCAAACCUGCAGUUAUCUGAUAAGGUCAAAUCAGGCCAAAUGCCAACAUUAUUAUUAUAAAAUAUUCCAUGUAAUAAUUAUUAUAACAGGCUAGACUGAAAUAAUUGCAGUCAAGCCGUCACAGGAAAAACACCUACGCUGUAUUAUAUAAAGUGGUGGUCGUUAUAAAAUUAUUUUUGUGAGAAAGGAUUGUGUUCCUUUUAAUAUUAAUUUAAGUGUUUACUAGUGCUCUUAUCAUGGCUGAGAAACAAUUAAAAAAUCGUGUUUGCAUUGUAGGUUCAGGAAAUUGGGGGUCGGCAAUUGCAAAGAUUGUUGGUAGAAAUGCUGCGCGGCUACCAAAUUUUGAAGACAGAGUUACCAUGUGGGUUUAUGAGGAGAUAAUUGAAGGGAAAAAAUUAACAGAAAUAAUAAAUGAAACAAAUGAAAACAUCAAAUACCUUCCAGGACACAAGUUGCCACCAAAUGUUGUUGCAGUCCCAGACCUGGUGGAUGCAGCCAAGGAUGCAGAUCUUUUAAUAUUUGUUGUGCCACAUCAGUUUGUGAGAACUAUAUGUUCAACACUGCUUGGUAAAAUAAAGCCAACUGCUGCAGCACUGUCUUUAAUUAAGGGCUUCGACAUCGCCGAAGGUGGUGGCAUUGACCUGAUCUCGCACAUCAUAACACGAUGCUUGAAGAUUCCCUGCGCGGUACUGAUGGGUGCCAAUAUUGCAUCUGAGGUGGCCGAGGAGAAGUUCUGCGAGACAACGAUCGGGUGCCGCGACGUGAUGCUGGCGCCCACCAUGCGCGACAUCAUCCAGACAGACUACUUCCGGGUCGUGGUCGUGGAUGACGAGGACGCGGUCGAGAUCUGCGGCGCUCUCAAGAACAUAGUUGCGGUGGGUGCGGGCUUUGUGGAUGGACUCGGGUUCGGCGACAACACAAAGGCUGCCGUAAUCCGGCUGGGACUCAUGGAGAUGAUCAAGUUCGUGGAUGUGUUCUACCCGGGCAGCAAGCUCAGCACCUUCUUCGAGUCCUGCGGCGUUGCUGACUUGAUCACCACCUGCUACGGUGGUAGGAAUCGUCGCGUGGCUGAAGCGUUCGUGAAGACGGGCCGCUCCAUCAAGGAACUGGAGGACGAGAUGCUGAACGGACAGAAGCUUCAGGGACCCAUCACCGCCGAGGAGGUGAACCAUAUGCUCGCCAACAAGAAUAUGGAGAACAAAUUUCCGUUGUUCACGGCAGUGUACCGUAUUUGUCGCGGCGAGCUGAAGCCCAAUGACUUCAUCGACUGCAUCCGCAGCCAUCCCGAGCACAUAAAGCGUGUGGUUAGAAAGUCCCAUUGCUGUAUUUCCUGAAGGAACAAAGUAAAAUGAGGUGGAUUACAUCAGGACUUAGCAAAUAUUCACUGAUUCGAUUCCAUUAUCAUAGAACUAGUAAAUGUGACUUAUUUGUGAAAAUUGUCGGUCAAUGUAGUCUAGGAGCCUACUAGUUUUAGUAAAUGAUUAAUUGAUUAGUUGUUUUAUCUUAAAUAAUAAUUAAAAGAAUUAUAAUAAUAAUAAAUGAAAUAGUUGUACCUAUAUAGAACCAUGAAAAAUAGUGAUAAUUUGGAAAAAAUAGGUCACUUAAGUUUCUCCACAUCCCUUGAUGUUGAAAAACUUAUCGUCUUAUCGAAAUUCAAUGAAAUUACGCAUUAAAGAAAAACUGAGUCAGCGAAAUUUAAACUUUUCAACUGUAUUAUAUAAAGUUAGUAGGUACAGAUGAACUCUUAUGUAAUUAGAUAGAUUAUUAGUUCCUUUUUCCCCACCUAUUUUAUAUUUUGUAAAUAUUUCUUAUAAAUAAAUGUAUUGUUUAGCUACAUCUAAUAUAUUAUAUCUGUGCUAAUGCUCGCGGUAAUGUCUGCAUUAGGGACCUUGGGGACCGAGGCGUUUUACUUAUUCAUAACAGAAAAUCUGCCACCCCUCGGAGAAGAAAAGACCCAAGUUACUCCCUCAGAAUUGAUUUCAGAGCUCUUUCUUCGCAAUACAUAUUGAGUUAUUGGUAAUUUCACUAUAUUUAUUCCCAAGCCGCUGUUUACACAACCUGCACUUUAAUGUCUACGUGUUUAAAUUUAUUUACAUAGCAUGUGGUGCGUCCUUAAUGCCUCCCCAAGGCUUGAUAGCUGCGAUUCUUUGACUUUAUGAUAUUUUGAAGUCUAAAAACACUUUAGUGUAGUAAAUUGUUACAUCUGCGUACUAAUACUAUACUAGUUUUUUUUAGUUUUUCGUGCCACUAUUUCCAAAAGUGAAGCGCCCUUUCAAAUAUUUUGUGUUUAAUUUCGAUUGAACACUGGAAUUAAUCACGGUUAAUAUGUACCUAUUACCUACCGAUACCUACUCGUCUCAGCCACUUAACACCCCAGUGAGGAAACUGAGCACUGUGAUUGCGCGUUACUACUGCUUUAGCUAUAAGUAUAAUAUAAUAUAUCUGUGCUAUCACUUUCAACCUAGUACCCACCUAUCGUUUGCAACAUAAUAGUAAUUUUCUUACCCAUAUUGCGGCUGCAAGUUACCUACAAGUAAAAACUGUUUGAGUAAAGGGGAUCACCUACACAUUACGCGCGAGUUGAAUGCAGAGUUCAGGAAUACGAUAGUGCUGUGACCUUAUUAUAAUUGAUGAUCAUAAUCAUGAGUGUCGAUAAAUUGAAAGAAUGAUUUAAAUUUAUCAUUUUAACGUAAUAGUUUAAAGCUAAUAAUAAUUAAUUCCGCUUUUCUUCUUAAACAAUUUUCGCUAUUUCUCGUGCUUGAUGAUGAAUAAAAACUUUUAUUUAGAACGGAACCUGAUGGACUCGGAUCAGUCAUUAUUAAAAUCUAAAAAUAACACGGGGUCACAACUUUAAUAUUAACGCGAUAACACGGUAAGCGUACGAUAACUGUCUACGACGGCACAUCACUACACUGUAGGUGGGCGAAGCGAGGCAUGCGGACAGCGGGGGGAGAUGCUCUCCCUUUACCCCAGGCUCCGACUGCAUUCAACUCGCGCGCUAACUGUACGUCUUUUCCGCAAGUUAGGUAUAUUUAUAAUAUAUAUAUAUAUGUACUACAUGUAUAAUUAUUAAAUUUAUAUAUAUAUAUAAGUACUACAUGUAUAAUUAUUAAAUUUAUUUUAUCUGUUGUUGUAUAUUUAUUUUAUAUGUAGUCUACUUUAUCAAAUUAUAUUGGAUUGUUUUAA
Molecule: messenger RNA, 3193 nt
Organism: Leptidea sinapis
Lineage: Eukaryota; Metazoa; Arthropoda; Insecta; Lepidoptera; Pieridae
Gene: Gpdh1
Product: glycerol-3-phosphate dehydrogenase [NAD(+)], cytoplasmic
Exons: 10
Coding region: 244-1341 (365 amino acids)
Biological process (GO): glycerol-3-phosphate catabolic process; carbohydrate metabolic process
Cellular component (GO): cytosol; glycerol-3-phosphate dehydrogenase (FAD) complex
Molecular function (GO): NAD binding; protein homodimerization activity; glycerol-3-phosphate dehydrogenase [NAD(P)+] activity
Source: RefSeq, a predicted model, not a curated record